This is a messenger RNA of Ambispora leptoticha, 402 nucleotides long. NCBI's taxonomy places the organism in Eukaryota, Fungi, Glomeromycota, Glomeromycetes, Archaeosporales, Ambisporaceae. The record is from the annotation of a GenBank genome assembly.
AUGAGUACGCCGGAUAGUAAUAAAAAACCAAAAAAAAAUUUUGCAAAGCUAAAAUCUAUUUCGUUUGAUCCUGAUGACGAUGGUUCGAUGCGUCUAUCAUUUAAAUAUUCGGAUGGAUGCAAGCAUGAAAUCAUCUUAGAACCUCACACAGAUGUGUUCUUUGAUAAAAUGCUUAAUAAUAAUGCGGCCGGUACGCCAGAAAAUUUCUCAUAUUUUGAUUUAGAAUCUUUUAUGAAGUCAAAUCCAUCAGAGAUGGCCUCAAACUCCAAUGUGAAUUUUACCACUCCACAAUAUCCAUCUCUAUCUGGUUUGCCCAUUACAACGUCUUCAAAAUCUUCCGCCAGAAAAUUCCUCAAUUUUUGGGUCAGAAAAUUUUAUGGAGACAAAUCCAAUUACUGGUGA